AUAUACAAUAGCCAGCCGCCUUCAUCCAGCCAAAGAGACAUCGGUUACUCCGUAUUACAUCCGCCCCCCUCCUCUCUGCUCCAGAAAUUCAUCGAUCGAUCUGAUGCUCUUUGUGUUCAUUCAAAUCUCAAUUAUUCCGAUUACAUGCGAGGCAUAGUGGCUAAUCCCGAUUUUAAUCUAAUUGACGACUUCUUUGUGGUUGAGUCUAACUUCUCCGACGCAAUUUUCCGAUUUGGAUGCAGAUUGAAUGAUCUCACACGUGUUGUGUCCUCUCUUCAUUUGGCUUUGAGUUUUGCAUUUAUUGCUCGGCCCACGUCCAAGCCCCCAUUUUUGAAUUACCCAGCAGCAUUUAAUGUCUUUAUGGAGCCGUGAGCUUAACAUUUAUUGAUCUUUAUUGAGCCACCAAAAAAGUCAGAUCGGCCAACAAUUAUUGACCAUCAAAGUCAGAUCAGCCGGCAAUGCCUUGAAGAGUCUGAAGACCCAUGAUUUGAAGACCCGACCCAUUUUUGGACUGUGUUUUGGGCGGGAAUACUGUGCAUUUUUCAUUUUGGCUUUGUAUAAUAGAAGAUGUAUAGUUCUUUAUUAUUUUUGUCAUUAUACACAAAGAAAGUAAAACGGUUAUGAGCAAA
Messenger RNA from Cuscuta epithymum, 629 nucleotides. Lineage: Eukaryota; Viridiplantae; Streptophyta; Magnoliopsida; Solanales; Convolvulaceae. The record is from the annotation of a GenBank genome assembly.